AUGCCGGGGCCCGCGCCCACGGCAGGCCAGCUGCUGUUGCACAGCGUGCGCUCGCUGCGCCCGCGCCCCGCGCACGCCUGGCUGGCCCGCGGCGCCGCGCCGCCCGCACGCGCGCGCCAUGCCGCCUCGCUCGCCGCGCCCUGGCCCAGCGCAGCGGCCACGUGCGGCUCGCCGAUGCGCCGCAUCAGCACGGCGCAGGAGAGCAGCGCACCGAACAUGGAGCUCGACCCGGCCGGCGUCGACGAGAGCAUGUUCGAGGCGCCCACGGACGAGUACCUCGUCGCCCAGCCCCGCAGCGGCACAACAUCGGCCACAGCCACGGGACCCGAGGCGCUGCUGCUCGACCUGCUCGCACAGGGCGACGCCGACGCGGCCACGCAGACACUGCGCCGCCUCGUCUCGCUCGGCACGCCGGUGCGGCCGCAUGCGCGCUUCGCCGCCGGCGCUCUCCACGCCGCUGCACAUCCUGCGACCGCCGACGAGCGUGACGUGCUGCGCUGGCUCGCACUCACGGCAUGCGAGGACGAGGCUGUGCCGCUCAUGGCUUCGACGCUGCGUGCUCUCCAGGCGCGUGCUAGCUGCUCCGUCGUCACGCAUGCUCGCGCGCUCGAGCUCGUCAUUCGUGCCGGCUUCCUGCACAGCAACGCCAACCCGCAGAUCGCAAGUCUGCUCGCCUUCACGCUGCGCUACACCGGCGACAGCAGCGGCAGCGGCGGCGUGGGAUGGGGCCACCUCUGGCGCAAGAUCUCGGCGGCAUAUGCUCAGAGCGUCAGCGCUGUCGAGCAGGCCUCGGAGCGUCGGCCGCUGGAGAAGCUAUUCAACAGCGCCGUGCGGGCGCUCGCGCUGGCCGGCCGGCUGGAAGCGGCAUACGCCUGGGCCGGCCUGGCGACUUCUGGUGCGCCGCCAGAGGGCGCCAAGCUCAGCUCUAUCACCGUCAAGAUGCUCAUGGAGCAGCUGCAGGCGGGCUCGGUGCAGGACGUUGAGGCCGUCUCAGGCUUCGACCCGCAAGCCGCAGCACAGUCCUUCGCCGCACGCCUUGCAACGUGCAACAUGCCCAAGCUCGCCAAGAUUGCUGCCGCGCAGCUCACGCCGGCCCAGCUGGAGCCGCCGUCGAUAGAGAGCAGCGUGGACUUCCAGAUCGUCGGCCACCUCCUGGCUGGCCAUAGCACGCAGGCGUGCGAAGCGCUCAAGGAGCGUCUUGCUGCCCCUGCGCCAUACGGGCGCAUCGACACCCACGCGCACCUGCCGAGCGCUUCCAUCCUCGCGCGCCUCGUCUGGGGCGCGGAGCCGCUCGGAACCGAGCAAGCUGCGUCGCUACGAGAGGCACUGUCUGCUGCCCGCGCCGGGCGAGGCCUGUGGGAGACGGCCGAGCUGCACGCCGCCGUCUCGCGCGAGGACUACGCCGAGGCCCAUGCAGUCUGGGCGCGCUCUUUCUCGGACACGCCGGCGCUCAGCACUUCGUUCCGACAGCUCUCCGUCGAGAACACAGCCAUCUCUGCGCACACGGACGCUGCGGCACACCGUCUGUGGCCGAGCAAGACGGCUGUGAAGAUCAUGCUGCACGCAUGCGCACAGCUGCCAUUCCGGCUGCCGCGCAGGCACUCGUCGGCGCGGAAGAAUUGGCUCCAUUCGCGCACCGAGUCGAUGUAUACCCGCUGGCUCGCGGCCACUUUCGACUCGCCGCAAGAGCACCACGUCGCCUCGUCAGCCACCAUUAGCGAACCAUCCGGAAGCACCGCAGCAGGGGCGGAAGACGGCGAAUGGUGGAACUCGCUGCUGAGUUGGAGUCAAGGCGGCAAGACGCAGUCUGGCGCGGCGGACCCGCAGUCACUUGGCGGGCAACGAGCCGACCAGGUGGUGCCGGCUCACUCGAUGCACUUCGAGGUCUUCCUCGAGGCCGCGCUCGCCCUCUUGCCGCAGCGCGAGCACCUGCGCGUCGUGCUGCGCUUCAUGGGCGAUAUGCGCAAGCGUGCCGUGGAGCCGUCGGUGCGCGUGCACAACAGACUGCUCAAGUGCGUCGCCAUGGCGCACGGCUGGGCGCAGAGCGAGAAGCGCGCACGCGCCAUGGGUAUGGAUGGUAGCCUGCCCUCGCUGCCCGGUGCCACGCUCACCAGCUACUCGAUGCUGCUCGACGCUCUCAUGCGCGCACGCAGCAGCCCCGAGAACCUCGAGGGUGCUCGCAUCGUGCGGCGCUGGCUGCUCGACGCGGCCCUCAAGAAUUCGCAGCAGCGCGACGAGGCGAACCUGGGCACCUCAUGGGCCUUUGACCAUCGCGAGAUGCAGGGCCUGCUCGAUCGCGCCGAUGCCGAGGCUACCGGCAACGCCGAUGCCAGCUGGCGCCUGCGUCUUAUCGACAGAUGGACGGCGCGGCAGGACUUCUCGCUCAGCGACGUGCGCGAGAACCGGCCGGCCUGCCGCGCCCUUGUGCUGCUCGCCGCCGAGGAUGCCCGUCGUGGCAAGGUGGCGCUGGCGCAUCAUCGCCGCGCGGCGUCUGAGGCGGCUGGUGCCGACGGAGCGAGCGUCACUGCCGCUCGUGAGCUAUCAACGACGCGCAUGGACCUGGCGGCAGCCAAGCGGCGCCGACAUGCCAAGGAGCAUCGGGCGAGGAGACGUGCGAGCGUUCAAUAA
Molecule: messenger RNA, 2628 nt
Organism: Tilletiopsis washingtonensis
Lineage: Eukaryota; Fungi; Basidiomycota; Exobasidiomycetes; Entylomatales
Exons: 1
Coding region: 1-2628 (875 amino acids)
Source: RefSeq, a predicted model, not a curated record